CUAAGGGGAGGCGAGGGAUGGACACUGAGCUGCCAGAGGGGAACAGGCAGAUAGUCGCCAGGGCUGAGUUCCCCUGGGAGUUGGGGAUCUGCCCUCCAGCCUGAGGCAGGGCGGCCAGACUUCCACAUCUGGGUCUCCCGAGACACUGGGGACCCUUGGGGUCAGGAGCAGGGCUUCCCUGAGGGGGCAGAGGGUGGACCUCUGCCCACCCCACACUGAUGGGGUCGGUGGCCCCCUAGCCAGGCCUCAGGUCCAGGAGGUUAUUGCCCCGAAAUCUGGGUGCCCCUCCCUGGCAGCCCUGGGAAGGGAACCAGGGCCGGUCCUGUCUGGGGGAGCCCCUCCUCCUCUCCAGAUCCUUGAGCUCAGAGAGGAGAGGGCCUGUGCCUGAGUGUCUGGACUUAGGUCAGCAGAGGAGGCGGGUGCCCUGCCCUGGCCGUGAUCCAGGCCCUGGCAGGGGUCAAGGUGAGAAAUGAGCAGAUGCCUUCCUCAGCAGGAUCCCUAGGAACCGGGCCGCCCGGACGUUUGUGUGGACCAUAUGGAGGGGUGGGAGGGUAGACCGACUGAUUUCUCUGGACUUUGGCUGGUGGAGGGUCGUGGCAGGGGCCCUUGCAAGGAAGGUGCAAGGAGGGUGGCCUCAGGGCCAGCCGAGGAUUCUUCUCUGGCCUUCUGUGUGCUCCAGGUGAAGAGCGAGAGGCGCCCCAUUCGAGCCCAGAUGGAAGCCAGAGCUGGCCCAUCCUUUGUGCAUGAUCCAGGACCAGUCCUGGAGACUUUGACAGGUUUGGCCACAGCUGGGCCCCUGGCUUCCUCCUGUUGAGUGUUGGGGACCUGUGAUCUUGCAGGGACAGUUUGGCCUGAGAAGGACAGGGCCGGGGCAGUCUUUUGAGAGGCUAAGGAGGGGACUCCCCACCUUGACUGCUGGAGACCUCCCAGAGAAUGUGCCAGCCCUCCUGUCCACACUGGGGCCCAGGGCUGGGCUGGCGGUCUGCACCCAGAGGCGCCUUCUCCUUCCUUCCUGCAGGGACUUCAAGAAGUGACAGCAGAGGAAUCGAUCUGAGGCAGGGGUCCCUCAGGUCACAGACCAGAGUUGACGCGGGCCAGUGCCACUUGUCCAGGUAAGAGCAUCGAACUUUGGAAGGUGGCAGAAGACCCAGAAGAGGCCUGGGGCCUGGUGGAUGCCCAGCUCUCUGGGGCUGAGGUGGAGGAGGAGGGAAAGAAAGAUGUUCCAUCUUCCCCUUCUCCCCCUUCUCUUCCGUAUCCUGUGUCUCCUCUCAUUCUGUACUCCUCCUCCUCCUCCCCCCCUCCUCCUUCUCCUCCUUCUCUUCUUCCCCUUCCUUGUCCUUUUCUAGCAUGGUCUUUGGCCCCCCAGAGGAGGGAUCUGCUACUCCCACGGCCCUGAGUGUUCCCCAGUGCUCUCAGAGUGCUGACCCCUCCCCCAGUGGUGGGGCUUCUGGUGGCCUUGAUCAGCCUGAGCUUCCUGGCCCCAGCAUCCAGCGGAGGGAGGAGAUGAGGAGUCCUUGGUGGAGGGCAGUUUCCACAUGAAGAUGUUUGCCCUGUUGAUGUUCCUGCUUCUCAAGUAUCGCAUCAAGCAGCCCACCACCAAGGUAGAGAUGCUGGAGGUCGUCACUCCAGAAUACCAGGACGACUUCCCCGUCAUCUUGAGCCAAGCAUCCAGAUGCAUGCAGCUGGUCUUUGGCCUAGACGUGAUUGAAGUGGAUCCCAGGGAGCACUCCUACGUCCUCAACCCCAUCCUGGGCCUCACCUGGGAUGGGAUGCUGAGCGAUCAGUGGGGCCUGCCCAAGACCAGCCUCCUGGGGCUGGUCCUGUGGUUGGUCCUCCUGCAGGACGACUGUGCCACCGAGGAGGAGGUGUGGGAGGCUCUGGGGGUCACAGGGGUGUACGAUGGACAAGAGCACAUCAUCUAUGGGGAGCCCAGGGACCUCCUCACCAAUGUCUGGGUGCAGGAAUGCUACAUGCAAUGCCGGUAGGUGGCAGGAUCGAUCCUGCCUAUUACGAGUUCCUGUGGGGUCCCAGGGCCUAUGAGGAAACCAGUAAGUUGCAGGUCAUCGACUAUGUGCUCCUGGUCCGUAGCAAUGAUGUGAGUUCCUCCCUGGCCCUGUGAGAAGAGGUUGGUGGAUAAGGAAGAUGGGGCCAGAGCCCCAGGGGUAGCUAGGCCCUUUCCAAGCUUUGGUGGGGUCGGCAUGAAGGGAGACCUUAGGGUGCUUCCUCCCUGUGUUUUCCUGUUGGGUGUGUAAAGAGAAAGUCCUGGGUGUUCUCAGGAGUUAAGGGCCAGGGCAGGUUGGGAGAAUGCAGGGCCAAGAGCCUCUCUGGGGCCCUGGGCUCUGCGAUAACCCCAACAUCCAGUGUUUGGUUGCUUUGAGGAAGCUCUCCAUGUUUGUUCUUUUGAGAUAGAAGUUUUCUGCAGCCCAGUGUGAGUGACAUGCACCCCUUCCCAUUCGUACUUCCCCAGUUCAAGAGUUAAGAGUUUUGUCAUGUCCUGGAUACAAGUUGGGAGACCUUCCCUCCUUGUUUGGGUUCUGGAUGAAAUCACAGGGCAUUGGCAUUGGAAUUUGUUGGAAAGGCCAAGAGUGCAGCAGGCAAGUGCUGGAGUGUGGAAAUAGGAAAAUAAACAGUGU
This is a messenger RNA of Canis lupus familiaris (dog), 2633 nucleotides long. Its product is annotated as melanoma-associated antigen 10-like. The record is from RefSeq and is a predicted model, not a curated record. NCBI's taxonomy places the organism in Eukaryota, Metazoa, Chordata, Mammalia, Carnivora, Canidae. The transcript is spliced from 2 exons. The coding region runs from base 1536 to 1985 and encodes 149 amino acids. Gene Ontology annotation, cellular component: nucleus. Gene Ontology annotation, biological process: negative regulation of transcription by RNA polymerase II.